UUGUCGAUGACACCUUGUCGUUUCCCCAUCGACUCUUCCUCGCCAUAGUUGCUUGUCACUAUGUGGCGAGCGAGUAGCACUGUAGCGCGGAUAUAUUCGUCAUCUAGCCUUUUUUUCGAUUCCUCCUGAAUAUCUAUUGCAAUACGUCUACCUUGUAGGCAGUGCCUACAAGGCACUUGUCUCACUCUCGUUUUCUUUUUUCAUUCUAUCAUCAACCUUGUUGUUCCUAUCGCAGUCCUCUGAGCGAUAGACACAGGGAUGCUCGAGCGAGCAGCGAGACUAUGGGAGCUAGGAGUUACCCAGCAUCGAGCAGCUCUUCCUGGACAGCUUCCCGACGGCUGCCCUCGCGGUGGACACUGGGACGGCAGUCCGUGGAGUCCUUGCCGCUAUCCACGCCCGAGAGUUCGUGUGUGGGUUACCCCUCCCAUCCGAGAAUGAAUGCCGCACGACACUGUGCCCGGCGUGAACCAAGUUCUCCUAAGCUUGUGAGAGAUCCCCGCGAAAUGUCCUCGUGCUCGAAAGAUAGGGCUAACCAAGGGGUGAAACCAGAGCCUCUGAUAAUAACGGGCUUUGAGGAGUUUGAUGAGGAACCCGUGGAGAGACGGAGAGAGUCUGGAAGGGUACUCAUUGGCUCUGCUGAAGAUAUUUAUGAGGUUGGAAAGAAGGUUGAGCCGAACAGUGUAGGAGGGAACGAUGAUCAAGAGAGGUACUCCUUAGCUUCCGAGGAGCAUCACAUCCACGUGCCCUCGUCAUCCUCAGCAUCAUCUCUACCCCUAGGAGGUGCCGACGGUUAUCGCUUCACAUCAAUUGACUUCAUGGAUUCACACAAGUCGGGUGUGUUGUCGAGGAACUCGGCGGGAUAAGGAAACGACU
Molecule: messenger RNA, 873 nt
Organism: Perkinsus marinus ATCC 50983
Lineage: Eukaryota; Perkinsozoa; Perkinsida; Perkinsidae
Exons: 5
Coding region: 282-863 (193 amino acids)
Source: RefSeq, a predicted model, not a curated record